Lycium barbarum (goji berry) is the source of this 2036-nucleotide messenger RNA. Its product is annotated as inositol-tetrakisphosphate 1-kinase 3-like. The record is from RefSeq and is a predicted model, not a curated record. The coding region runs from base 558 to 1580 and encodes 340 amino acids. Gene Ontology annotation, cellular component: cytoplasm. The transcript has 10 exons. Lineage: Eukaryota; Viridiplantae; Streptophyta; Magnoliopsida; Solanales; Solanaceae. Gene Ontology annotation, biological process: inositol trisphosphate metabolic process. Gene Ontology annotation, molecular function: ATP binding; inositol-1,3,4-trisphosphate 6-kinase activity; magnesium ion binding.
UGCAUUACAACAUUCAAGUAAUUCACUUGUAACAUCCAAACCCAACCAAACCGUUCAUAUCUCUUCGUGUGUGUGCCGUGUCUCUCUCUCUUUCUUUCUUGAAUUAUACACAAAACACAAACAUAUAUAUAUAUGUGUGUGUGUGUUUUCAAGUGUGUGUUACUUUGUGUAAUUUCAUUUCUCCCUCUUUGGAAAUCUAGCCCCUUUUAAAAACAACUUUCACGUUACGCCACAACACAAAAUUAAAGUAAAAUCAACAUUUCAAGAAUCGGGCAUAACCUUAAAAAAUUGAAUCUUUUUUGUUUUUGGUUAUCUGGGGUUAGCGUUUUAUUAAUCUUUAUUGUUUUUUUGGUUAUCUGGGGUUAAGUUAUUGCUUCUGGUCAUCUGGGGUUAAGUUUUCUGAUAAAAAGAUUGAAUCUUUAUUGUUUUUGGUCAUCUGGGGUUAAGUUUUUUGAUAAAAAGAUUCAGUUUUUAUUGUUUUUGGUUGUGGGGUGUUGAGGAAUUUGGUGUGAAUAGAUAAGUUUUGGUGUAAAAGGAAGGGGUUUUAUUAGGGGGAUAUGAGGAUGAGGGGUGAAAAUGUAAAUGUAGUGGGGUAUGAGAGGGAGGUAGAAGAAGAAGAAUUGGAAGAGGAAAUGGAAAUGGUGGGGGCGCUUGGGUCUCCCCAACAACAAAUGAAGUUGGUGGUGGUAGGCUAUGCUCUUACAUCCAAGAAAACUAAGAGCUUUUUGCAGCCCAAGCUUGUAGGUCUAGCUAGGAACAAGGGAAUACUGUUUGUUGCUAUAGAUCAGAGCAGACCCCUUUCAGAUCAAGGUCCUUUUGACAUUGUGCUCCACAAGUUGUCAGGAAGCAAGUGGAGCCGUAUUCUUGAGGAUUAUAGGCAAACACAUCCACAUGUCGCUGUCCUUGAUCCUCCAGAUGCCAUACAACAUGUAUAUAAUCGUCAAUACAUGCUUGAAGAUGUCGCAGACCUGAACUUGUCAGAUAGCUAUGGCAAAGUAGGUGUUCCCAGGCAAUUGGUUAUAGAGAAAGAUCCUUCAUCUAUCUCAGAUGCAGUGGAUAAAGCUGGUCUUUCACUACCUCUUGUCGCAAAGCCCUUGGUUGCAAAGUCACAUGAGUUGUCUCUGGCCUACGAUAUGGUCUCUCUUCAGAAGCUUGAACCCCCACUUGUUCUGCAGGAAUUUAUCAAUCAUGGAGGUGUACUUUUUAAGGUUUUUAUUGUUGGGGAAGCCGUUAAGGUGGUCAGGCGUUUCAGUUUACCCGAUGUUAGCAAACGCGAGCUGUCAAAAAGUGCCGGUGUCUUCCAUUUCCCUAGAGUUUCAUGUGUUGCACAAUCUGCAGAAGAAGCUGAUUUAGAUCCUUGUGUUGGUGAGCUUCCUCCACGGCCACUACUUGAGAGGCUUGCUAGGGAACUUCGUCGUAGACUGGGUCUCAGGCUCUUCAACUUGGAUAUAAUUAGAGAGCACGGGACUAAAGACAGUUAUUACGUGAUAGAUAUCAAUUACUUUCCUGGGUACGGAAAAAUGCCAGAAUAUGAGCACAUAUUUACAGAUUUUCUCCUGAGCCUGAUGAAGCAAAAAUAAUAAGGGAAUCCUCUCUGGUUAUAUAUAUGUAACUUGUAUAUAUAGGAGAAGAGGAUAUCAUCCAGUCAGUACUAGCAGGAGAACUUAAACGAGUGCGAUGACUAAAAGCUAUUAAAAGACGCGGGCGGAGAAGCACAAAAGAAGUUCCAUCAUGUCUGAAAUGAUUUCUGGCUGAAGUUCCAGCACACAAUUCCAGUAACCAAGCCUGGGCUCCAAUUUUUGUUCGUUUAUUCAAAAUUUUGGCCAUUUUGUUCUUUCUUUGGGUUGGGGGGGGGGGGGGGGGUUACUCUGUGUGCAUUUCCCUAGCGGUACGAUCUUUAGUUGGUAGUAUAUUUUGGAAGUUUGAGUCCCUGGUAAUGUUUUCUGGAAAGUAAAUGUGCCUGUAUCUAAAUGUGCCUAAAUUUUUGCAGCCACCUUGUAUAAAUGCCUUUCUUUAAUAGGAAUAUGCAUUCUGUA